Messenger RNA from Penicillium arizonense, 981 nucleotides. Its product is annotated as syntaxin. The record is from RefSeq and is a predicted model, not a curated record. Gene Ontology annotation, biological process: vesicle fusion; intracellular protein transport; exocytosis. Gene Ontology annotation, cellular component: plasma membrane; SNARE complex; endomembrane system. The transcript is spliced from 5 exons. NCBI's taxonomy places the organism in Eukaryota, Fungi, Ascomycota, Eurotiomycetes, Eurotiales, Aspergillaceae. Gene Ontology annotation, molecular function: SNAP receptor activity; SNARE binding. The coding region runs from base 1 to 981 and encodes 326 amino acids.
AUGAGUUACCAGAGCUUGGGGGAUAACAACCAAGGGGGCUACGGCCAGUACAACCCAUACGGCAGCCAGCAGCAGAAUCCCUAUGGCAGCCAGCAGCAGAGCUAUGGAUAUGGGGGUGGCUACGGCCAGGCCGAUGCCGUGGAGACUGGAAACGGUGGCUACGAAAUGUCCAACGUCAACCAGCCCUCCGGUGGCGGGCCGACUGCGAUUUUGAACAAGUGCAAGGAACUCAACGAAGGUAUCGCCGAGUUGACCACGAAGCGCGAGACCCAGCUGGCCCACGCCCAAAAGGCCCUGCUGGACUCGAGCACCGGAAAGGAGGACCAGGCUUCGCGUCAGACACUUGACUACAUUGAGGAUGAGAUCAACACUGCCCUGCGCUACCUGCGCGAUCAGUUCAAGCGCAUCAAGGAGACCCCCGGAUCAGGCGACAGCCGUGUCUCGGGCCAGGUCGAGAACGUCAGCCGCAACCUCCGCCGUGAGAUCGAGCAGUACCAGCGCACACAGACCGACUUCCAGAAGCGUCUGGAGGAGCAAGUGCGCCGCCGAUACGAGAUCGCCAACCCCGAGGCUACCCCCGAGGAGUUGGAGCAGGGUGUGCAGAACGUCCUGAUGGGUCAAGAGCAGAGCUUUGUGGUUCCCGGUACCCGUACUCGCCAGGCCAACGAUGCCCGCCAGGCCACUCUCCAGCGUUCCGCCGCCAUUCGCAAGAUCGAACAAGACCUCAUCGCACUCAGCGAGCUGUACAACGAAGUCGCCGAGCUGGUACACCAGCAGGAGCCGGCAGUUGCGCAAAUCAACCAGGGCGCCGAGGAGACGCACCGCAACGUCGAGCAAGCCAACACCAAGUUGAGCAGCGCCAUCCAGAGCGCAAAGAACGCUCGGCGUUGGAAGUGGUACGCGUUGAUCAUCGUUAUCAUCAUCAUUGCCAUCGUUGUCGGUGUCGCCGUCGGUGUCGUCGAGUCCAACAAGAAGAACUGA